CUAAAGCAGAAAAAAGAAAAGAGGUUUCAGAUUGGGGUGAAGAAAUGAAAAGGAGAGGAAAAAUGAAAACUGAACAAAUGAAGACCGAAGAAUAAAAUGCCUGACAGAAAGGAAUAGCGUAUACUGAAAACAGAAGAAUGAAUGAGUCCGAAUCCCGCUCGCCAUCCAAAUCGGAGCGGGGCAGUCCUGCCCAACCCAAGACGGGGAGCAGGUCUGGCUCUCCCAGCCCUUCCCGAGCAUCCAAACGUUCUGAAUCCAGAUCCCGCUCCAAGUCCAGGUCUCGCUCUCGUCGCCAUUCGAAUCGCCGCUACAGCCGCUCUCGGUCUCACUCCCACCGGAAGAAGUCUCGCUCUCACUCCAACAGCCCUGACUACCGACGCAGACGGAGCCAGAGCACAUCGCCCAUGUCUAGCCGCCGCAGACACACUGGCAGUCGGAGCUCAUACAGCCAUGACUCCAAAAAAGACUCACACAGUCAUGGUGAUGCCAGGGCCAAUCCAGACCCGAACAUGUGUCUGGGUGUGUUUGGUCUCAGUCUGUACACAACAGAGAGAGACCUGAGAGAGGUCUUCUCACGUUACGGCCCUUUGGCCGGUGUCAAUGUUGUCUACGACCAGCGAACGGGACGCUCUCGCGGUUUUGCCUUCGUUUACUUUGAGCACAUCGACGAUGCCAAAGAGGCAAUGGAGCGGGCUAAUGGCAUGGAGCUGGAUGGAAGGCGCAUCAGGGUGGAUUAUUCCAUCACUAAACGUCCACACACCCCCACACCAGGCAUCUACAUGGGUCGGCCCACACAUAAUGGAGGUGGGAGCAGCAGCAGCAGCAGUGGUGGCGGCGGCCGGAGACGAGACUCGUAUUACGAUCGUGGCUACGACAGAUAUGACCGUUAUGACGAGUAUGACUACAGAUACAGCAGGAGGCGCUCUCCGUCACCUUAUUACAGCCGGUACAGGUCUCGCUCAAGAUCUCGCUCAUACAGCCCACGACGAUACUAAGAAGAUCCUGAAGACUUCUUUCUUUUUGCCUGUUGCAUCGAGCUAUACAUUUAUAAAGACAUGUAAACUCACUGUACUAGAGAAAGAUUUGUUUUAUAAAUGUCUUAAUUUGUAGACUUCCCAGUAAGUGAGGUUUGUGGAGAGCAUAAAUACUGUUGUCAUGGGGUUUUAUGUGUGAGGUUUUUUUUUUUUAUUGUAGUGUGCUCGUAAGGCUUGAGUUUUCCUAUAUACUGGGCAUCUUUAAGCGGGGAUGUAUGUGGUACCUUGAGAGUGAGUGAGUGAGUGAGUGAGUGAGUGAGUGAGUGAGUGAGUGAGUGAGUGUGUGUGUGUGAGUGAGUGAGAGAGUGUGUGUGUGUGUGUGUGUGUGUGUGUGUGUGUGUGAGUUGCUGUACAUCUGUGAGGCAGAGCAUCACGUACUUGAGAAAGCAGGCUGAGAUUGCCUCUUUAUCUGUGACAAAAUACUUUUAUUUUCAGGAUUGUGUUGCUUUGUUUCUUUCUUAAGAAAUAAAGACCUUAAAAGAAA
Molecule: messenger RNA, 1518 nt
Organism: Cyprinus carpio (common carp)
Lineage: Eukaryota; Metazoa; Chordata; Actinopteri; Cypriniformes; Cyprinidae
Product: transformer-2 protein homolog alpha-like
Exons: 9
Coding region: 138-995 (285 amino acids)
Biological process (GO): positive regulation of mRNA splicing, via spliceosome
Cellular component (GO): spliceosomal complex
Molecular function (GO): RNA binding
Source: RefSeq, a predicted model, not a curated record